This is a messenger RNA of Octopus bimaculoides (California two-spot octopus), 2568 nucleotides long. RefSeq lists its product as uncharacterized. The record is from RefSeq and is a predicted model, not a curated record. Gene Ontology annotation, cellular component: nucleus. Gene Ontology annotation, biological process: regulation of transcription by RNA polymerase II. Gene Ontology annotation, molecular function: DNA-binding transcription factor activity, RNA polymerase II-specific. NCBI's taxonomy places the organism in Eukaryota, Metazoa, Mollusca, Cephalopoda, Octopoda, Octopodidae.
AAACGUAUUCAUACAGGAGAGAAGCCAUACCACUGUGAUGUCUGUGGUACAUCAUUCUCUGACCGAAGUGAUUUAAAUUCUCACAAGCAUAUUCAUACAGGGGAGAAGCCAUUCCACUGUGACAUCUGUGGUAAAUCAUUCCUUCACAGGAAUAACUUGACUACUCACAAACGUAUUCAUACUGGAGAAAAGCCUUAUCAUUGUGAUAUCUGUGGUACACCAUUCUCUGACCGAAGUGCUUUAAGUUAUCACAAACGUGUUCAUACAGGGGAGAAGCCAUAUCAGUGUAACAUCUGUGGUAAACCGUUCUCUCAGAAAUAUGACUUGACAAGACACAAACGUCUUCAUACCGGAGAGAAACCUUAUCACUGUGAUGUCUGCGGUACAUCAUUCUCUGACCAAAGCAUUUUAAAAUCUCACAUACGUGUUCAUACAGGAGAGAAGCCAUAUCAGUGUAAAAUCUGUAGUAAAUCAUUCUCUCAAAGUAGUGUUUUAACUUCUCACAAACGUAUUCAUACCGGAGAGAAACCAUAUUCCUGUAAUAUCUGCGGUAAAUCAUUCUCUCGCAACUCUGCUUUGACUUAUCAUGAACGAACUCAUAGAAGAGAAACACCAUAUCACUGUGACAUCUGUAACAAAUCUUUCCCUGUCAGUAGGAACUUAACUAAUCACAAACGUAUUCAUACAGGAGAGACACCAUAUUCUUGUGAUAUCUGUGGUAAAUCAUUCUCCCAAAGUGGCAAUUUAACUACUCACAAACGUUUCCAUACAGGAGAGAAGCCAUAUCAAUGCAACAUCUGUAAUAAAUCUUUCUCUGUCAGUAGUAACCUAACUAAUCACAAACGUAUUCAUACCAGAGAGACACCAUAUCACUGUGAUAUCUGUGGUAAAUCAUUCUCUCAAAGAGGCAACUUAACUACUCACAAACGUUUCCAUACAGGAGAGAAGCCAUAUCACUGUGAUGUCUGUGGUAAAGCAUUCUCUGUGAGUUCUAGCUUAUCUGAACACAAACAUAUCCAUACUGGAGAGAAGCCAUAUCACUGUGAUAUCUGUGGUAAAUCAUUCUCUCAAAGUGGCAACUUAUGUUCUCACAAACGUUUCCAUACAGGAGAGAGACCAUAUUCUUGUGAUAUCUGUGGUAGGUCAUUCUCUCAAAGUGGCAACUUAGCUUCUCACAAACGUUUCCAUACAGGAGAGAAGCCAACACCACUGUGAUAUUUGUGACAAAUCAUUCUCUCAAGGUAAUGACUUCACUAUUCACACACAAUUUUGUAGCAGAGAGAAGCCAUAUCCUCGUGAUAUCUGUGGUAGGUCAUUCACUCAACAUAACAGCUUAACUUCUCACAAAUGUGUUCAUAAGGGGAAGAAGCAAUCCCACUGAUAUUUGUAGUAAACCCUUCUCUGUAAGUGGUGACUGAGCCCUUUACCAUGAAGAUUAGUCUCUCAAAUGUGAUGUUUAUUUAUUCACAUUAUUUCCAAUUUGUCAUCCAUUAACUCACAACUUUCAAAUUUUGGUGAUGUGAUUGUGUAUUUUCAGAAUGACAUUGUCGGGUAGGUGUAAAAUGCAGACUCUAACUAGUUUGAACAUAAAAUAGAUAGAAUGUUUGUGCCAGAUAUGACUGGUUUAAAUGCUAAAGGGUUAACACUAGAAGUACCAACGUUUCUUCUUACAAGGACCAUUGAUGUUAUUUUUGACUGCCAUUGAAAAUAUUUAUUUUAAAUACAGUCCUGCCCUCUUGGCCCUGUCUCACUGUAUCAUUGCUCUCCGCUAGUUCCUGACCGGUAUGUUCCACCCACACGCCCUCUCUUACUGUAUUAUUGCUAUUGGCUUUCCCCCAACUUGUGUGUUCCACCCACAUGUUAACAAGAACACUUUUUACACACCCUAUCGCAACAAACCAAUCUACAUCUCUUCUUCACAUUUCUUCCUUCAUACACUAUGCCUACCUCUCACUCCCCAAUCCUGUCCUCAUGGUCCUGUCCCUCUGUAUCAUUGCUAUCCAGUAGCUGCCUGACCCUAUUUAAUACCCAGGUUGUCAUCACUCAACCCCUCCCCCCUGCUUCCUUUGCAGUAUCCUGUCUCUUAUAUUAUGACGUUCGAACCUCAAGGGUAUGCUCUGGCCCUUGCCACCAUCCAUAUCUCUCUCUUCCUUUACUCAACCAUCCCCAUUUAUGUUCGGAUCCCCUCCCUUGUGAAUAUGCCCAUCAUUUUGCUGCCAUCUCGAUCGUGUUGUCUCCCACUAUCUGCUUCUCCUGCACUUCCCUCAGGCUGGGUAACCAUGUAUCUCCUUUGUGGCAGUACACCUGUUUCUGUCUUCAUUCCUGAUCUCUCUCUCUCUCUCUCUCUCCCUCACCUGGUAAACUUGUAUUUCCUCCACAACAACCAACGCUGCCCAACACACAGAACCAAGCCAUGAACAUGCUACAGAAUUUCAACCAUGAUACAACUUCCACUGUUCCAGACAAAAGUUACUUAAAAUUUGUCAAACUUGUUACUUCACAAUAUGUAAGACAUUUGCCAUGUAUUUUUAUAAGGGGUUGUAAUAAAUAACAGUUGCAUUGAAUUUA